AGGGGCGUGUCUCUGAAAUACACAAGCAGGAAACAUGGCGUCGUUGGCAGGUCGUCUCUCUCGGGCUUUUUUCCUUAGAAAUACGGCAUCGCUGAUCCGCAACACUGGCCCGAAAUCAGUAAACGCACCAGGAACGUGUUUCAGCCGAACCGCCGUGUCAACCACAACGGGGGGUGUCCUUCCUAAACCAGUUAAGGUCCCGUUCGGUCUGACCCGCAUGUUUAUAGUGGUAAUUCCGUUCCUGUAUGUCGGUAAUCUGAUCAGUAAAAAUUUCGCUGCUCUUCUGGAGGAACAUGAGAUCUUCGUCCCAGAUGAUGAUGAUGAUGACGACUGAGUGCAGCAGUCUGAAGAUCCUCUGAGCUGUUCCAGAUGAACAAGAUAUAUUUGUGCAAUAAUGAAGAUGGUCAACACAUUUUGUGUUUACAUCCUGCAUUACACUAACCAUGUCCACAAGCCAAAGUUUAAUGCUGUUUUUAUGUUUUUGAAUAUUGUCAAAGACAAUAUGACUUGAGGUUGCCCUCCUCAGCUGCCUCUCUUCUAUUUAAUAAAUUGCUCGAAUGUUA
Messenger RNA from Carassius auratus (goldfish), 563 nucleotides. RefSeq names its product essential MCU regulator, mitochondrial-like. The transcript is spliced from 3 exons. NCBI's taxonomy places the organism in Eukaryota, Metazoa, Chordata, Actinopteri, Cypriniformes, Cyprinidae. The coding region runs from base 35 to 334 and encodes 99 amino acids. The record is from RefSeq and is a predicted model, not a curated record. Gene Ontology annotation, cellular component: uniplex complex. Gene Ontology annotation, biological process: mitochondrial calcium ion homeostasis; calcium import into the mitochondrion.